Messenger RNA from Paramuricea clavata, 612 nucleotides. The record is from the annotation of a GenBank genome assembly. NCBI's taxonomy places the organism in Eukaryota, Metazoa, Cnidaria, Anthozoa, Malacalcyonacea, Plexauridae.
AUGCCAUUAAGAAAGUUGUUAGACCAGAAGGUGUUGUGGAUGUGGGACAAUGAGCAAGAGAAAGCAUGGAAAGAAUUGAAGGAACUUGUUUCAAGCGAACCUGUGUUAAAGUUCUACGAUCCAAACAAGCCCAUAAAGAUUUCAACCGAUGCAAGUAGGAGUGGCUUAGGAGCAGUACUGCAGCAGCUACAUGGUGAAAAUUGGCUUCCAGUAGCAUAUGCUUCGAGGUCAGUUACAGAUUGUGAGAGCAGAUAUGCAACAAUUGAACUUGAGACACUAGGCAUGACAUUUUCUUGUGAAAGAUUCCACCAGUACAUAUACGGUCAAGAAUUCGAAAUAGAGACAGACCACAAACCAUUAGUGUCAAUUUUCAAAAAAUCACUAAUUGAUAGCCCGCCACGAAUACAGCGGUUGAGAUUACGAUUACAGAAAUAUGAUUUCAAACUCUCGUACGUUCCUGGUAAGUGGAUGCAUACACCAGAUGCAUUAUCCAGAGCACCCCUGAAGCUGGCAAGUAAGUCAGACCACCAUAUUGAAGCUCAUGUUGAUGGAAUCAUAGCAGUGCUACAAGUCACAGAUGAGAAACUAAAAGAGAUUAAAGAGGAAACCUAA